Molecule: messenger RNA, 717 nt
Organism: Porites evermanni
Lineage: Eukaryota; Metazoa; Cnidaria; Anthozoa; Scleractinia; Poritidae
Source: the annotation of a GenBank genome assembly
AUGAGAACAGUGACGAACACAAUGGUUAUUAACCACUGCCUCACGGCCAUGUUGAUGGCAAUGUCAGACGUUGCAUUUUAUAUCACUCCCGGUUACAUCCCCAGUCUAACGGAUAGCUAUGUGUUCUGUACGCUUUCGGUUUUUUUCGACAGCUUAUUCAAAGUAGCUUCGUUUCUUAGCAUGGUUUGCAUCGCGUUUGAUCGGUACCACAACCUCGUCCGAACCGGUCGUAAGAGAAUGACUAAAAAGCGAGUUGCACUUUUGAUAGCUUGGGUCUGGACACAAUCCUCAGUGGUGGCAACUCCGUGGAAUGAACUCAUCAAGAGUGAUACCAGCACCAAUACAAGUGGCUGUGCUUUGGUCAAAACUCUUCCUCUACUCUUAGAGAUAGGAUCUGCUUUCAGUACUCUCUCAGUUGUCUUCAAGAUAACCUCCCUCCUCCUCCCUCUACUUGGUAUCUACUGCAUUUCGUUUCGCAUCUUCAGCGCAGGACGAACAAGGCGGAGGGUCGACAUUCAACACCGCUCCAACAUUCAACGCCGUUUUUCACCGACACACUUCGCCAACCGAACUGCUCGAGCAAAGAUCACUGCGAUUUUAUUGCUCGGUAUCUACACAGUUUUUACAGCGCCAUUUCUUGGCACUGUUAUGUGGACGAUGUUUUCCAAUAAUCGCGCCCUUGAACCAAGCGCAGCNUUAAUGAGGCCUCUUCAAUGA